Molecule: messenger RNA, 1450 nt
Organism: Notolabrus celidotus (New Zealand spotty)
Lineage: Eukaryota; Metazoa; Chordata; Actinopteri; Labriformes; Labridae
Exons: 2
Coding region: 67-1155 (362 amino acids)
Source: RefSeq, a predicted model, not a curated record
CCAUCCCCUGGACCAGCACCAUCAAUCGGCCAUCCACUCUCUGCUGGUGCACUGCUAAAGCAGGAGAUGCCACCAGAAGAAGUCCAGGAUCCUUCAGCAGCGGAAAUCUCACAUGCCCUGCCGCUGCCUUUGAGUUCCUCACCAAGGAGUGCCCGCACUGGACCCAUAAAAACUGGCGGAAGAGUUUUUGUGUUGGACCACACACGCUGGACAGCACCCAUGAAAGCUGCUAUUGACAGUUUGCUGCAGAAGCACCAUGGAGAGAAGGACCGCCUGAAGCUUGUGGAUCAAGAAUACGCUGACAUGGUCCAUCAGUCAGCCACAGAUCCAAACAGCUUGCUCCACCCCACAACCAGGCUGCACAUAUCUCACUAUGUGAAGCACCUGGCAAAACUCCUGAACACCAGUUCCUCCUUGAACACAAGUCAGGAAAAACUUCUGGACACUCAGCAGCUGUGGCACUCUUUAACAGAGGGGAGUGACACUACUUGUGUUCCUGUGGUCACCAUGGAGGCAGCUGUUGUCAAGCCCCCUACACCUGCCCUGUCCACACCUCUAACCCAAGACUCCCUUGAGAAAAUUGUGGAGGGCAUCUUGGAAAAGCAGCAGCAGCAGCAACAACAGCCCCAGCCAGAGCAGAAGAGAAAGCAGACAAAGACGUGUCUUGCCUGUGGACAGCCCAAGUCUCGAUAUGGGACGGAUGGAUCCUCCAUCCACUUUUUUUACCAACAGGGGCCUGUGCGCUAUUUCUACUGCUCUAAGAAGGUGCAUCAGAGUUAUGCUGCUGAGGGACUUUCUGAUGCCAAGAUGCCCUUUGAGCAGUUUGUCCACACAGAUUUCUUCCAGAGGGAGUUGGAGGAAACCAAAAAACGUGUGGAAGAGAAGGUGGGAAAAAAAAGGAAGCAACCAGACACCCAUCCAGCCGGCCGCCUCUGUAGGUUCUGUCACCUGGAACUGAAACAGGGGCCGAACAGCCCACACAUCCAUUCGGGCUUCCCAGGAGUGGCAGGAAAAUAUAUUUACUGCCCCUCUAAAGUGUACUCUUUGUACCGCAAUGAGGGAAUGGCCAGAGAGAUGAGCUGGAAAGAGUUUUGUGCGUCUCCUUUCUAUGAGGCCGAGCGACAAAGAUUGGUGGAGGAAAGAAAAAAGCAUUAAACUCUUCAGAGUUUGUGUAUAAUUAUUGUUUUGUGUUCUGUGUAAAUGAAAAUUAAUUUUUGAAUAGAUGUUUGUAUAUAUGUAAAUAUGAAAGUGUUUAUGUGUAAAUAUUGAAAUUGGACAGCUUUUAUAUCUCUGUGUUUAAGACAGUGGUUCCCAAACCUUUUCUGCUGGGGCCCCCUCCUGGCAGAUGGAAAUAUUAUCAAGCCCCCUUACCCCUGACCCUACACAUCAACACAUAAACAUACUGUAUCCAUGGACUGCAAAAUGAACGUUCAAAUUUUAAAAUGUAACA